AUGCUACCAGUGUUAGACUGCGAUGGAGCUCCGUAUGCCACGGCAAACUGGCUGACAGUGACGGCGGCGGUGCACAAAUGCUGCGCAGCUAGUGCCAUUCGACGGCCAACACCGCGGUUCCUGGACCAAGUGGCACUGCUAAUCGCGGCCGUGGUCCACAGGGCCCUGGAGGACACGCCCCACAGAAUUCAGGAGCAGGAGCACGUGGCGCUCAGCCUGCUGGUGCAACAGGUGCUGCCAACCGUUCUCGACCUGUGUGCCCCAUCUGUCGUUUGCCUCUUCCAGAACAUGGAAAGCCAGGAAACCAGAAGAAGGAGAAUUAAGGUCACUCAUUCAAAAAUUGAAGAGCAGAAUAAUUCUACAUUUUUUCCAAGAGAGAGAGUUGAUGAAACUAUGAACAUGUGGGACAUAAUUACAUGA
Schistocerca cancellata (South American locust) is the source of this 420-nucleotide messenger RNA. RefSeq lists its product as uncharacterized. NCBI's taxonomy places the organism in Eukaryota, Metazoa, Arthropoda, Insecta, Orthoptera, Acrididae. The record is from RefSeq and is a predicted model, not a curated record. Bases 1 to 420 code for a protein of 139 amino acids. The transcript is spliced from 4 exons.